UCCAAGAUGGCGGAGGUGAGCGGGUUGAGGAGCAGAAAUCACUUCGAGCCCAACUGCAAAAACCGGGUCGGCGACGAAGGCUUGAGCGGCGUGGAAGAUGUCCCCAUUUUUCGGCCCAAGAAGAAGCCUCCGUUAGCCAGGCCCGAAGACCUGGAGGAUGACUUGCCUCCCAGGACCACGGCCUCAAACUCGGGCAAAAAUGCCGUCCUCACCCUCUCAGCAAAUGAAGAGAUUGAGGAGGAAGAGGCUGUGGUCGAGGAGGAAAAAGCCAGGCCCAUCCAGAUCGUCCUGGCCAACGAAGAUGAGCACAGCUUCGAGCUGGACGCUGCCGCGCUGGAGAAGAUCCUGCUGCAGGAUCACGUGAAGGACCUGAACGUGGUGGUCGUGUCUGUGGCCGGAGCUUUUCGCAAGGGCAAGUCCUUCCUGCUGGACUUCAUGCUGCGCUAUAUGCACAAUCAGCAGGGUGACUCCUGGAUGGGAGGCGAUGACGAGCCCCUGACAGGCUUCACCUGGAGAGGAGGCUGCGAGAGGGAGACCACAGGAAUCCAGGCCUGGAGUGAAGUCUUUGUGGUCGACAAGCCUGAUGGCAGCAAGGUUGCUGUGCUCCUCGUCGACACUCAGGGAGCGUUUGACAGUCAGUCCACCAUAAAGGACUGCGCUACCGUGUUCGCCCUCAGCACAAUGACCAGCUCUGUGCAGGUGUACAAUCUCUCCCAGAACAUCCAGGAAGACGACCUGCAGCAUCUGCAGCUCUUCACAGAAUACGGCCGGCUGGCAAUGGAAGAGAUUUACCUGAAACCUUUCCAGUCCCUGAUGUUCCUGAUUCGGGACUGGAGUUAUCCUUAUGAACACGACUAUGGACUGGAAGGAGGCAACACUUUCCUGGAGAGAAGGCUGCAGGUUAAACAGAACCAACACGAAGAGUUGCAGAAUGUGAGGAAGCACAUUCACUCCUGCUUCUCCAACAUCGGCUGCUUCCUGCUGCCUCAUCCUGGGCUCAAGGUGGCCACCAACCCCUACUUCGACGGCAGGCUGAGAGACAUCGAUAGUGAUUUUAAAAGGGAGCUGGCCAGACUGGUUCCUCUCCUCCUGGCCCCAGAACAGCUGGUGGUGAAGGAGAUCGGAGGCAACAAAGUCACCUGCAGAGAUCUUCUGGAGUACUUCAAGGCUUACAUAAAGAUCUACCAAGGUGAGGAGCUGCCUCACCCCAAGUCCAUGCUGCAGGCGACAGCAGAAGCCAACAACUUGACCGCUGUGGCAGGAGCCAAAGACUUGUACGGCAAGAACAUGGAGCUGGUCUGCGGCGGGGACAAGCCCUACAUCGCCCCGGCCGACCUGGAGCGCUGCCACGAGGAGUUCCGCGGCCACUCGGUGCGUUUCUUCCGCAAUGUGAAGAAGAUGGGCGGCGAGGAGUUCUGCCAGCGCUACCAGAACCAGCUGGAGGCGGAGCUGGACGAAGCCUACACCAACUUCUCCAAACACAACGAUGGCAAAAACAUCUUCUACGCGGCACGCACGCCCGCCACGCUCUUCGCCGUCAUGUUCGUCACCUACUUGGUCUCCGGGGUGACGGGCUUCAUCGGCCUGAGCACCUUGGCGGCGCUGGCCAACCUGGUCAUGGGCGUGGCGCUGCUGUCGCUCUGCGCCUGGGCGUACGUCAAAUAUUCUGGAGAGUUUCGGGAAAUUGGAACGAUGAUAGAUCUGGUGGCUGAAACGCUGUGGGAACAGAGGACGGUCAGAAAGGUGCUUUCCAAACUCUCGGAGCCCGUCAGGAGCCGCCUGGCGUGGCCCGUCUCUCUCCUCACUUCCCUCCCGUCAGGAGCGACGCUGGGACUCAGCGCUCCGCUCAACAACAACUACAAGAAGACUAACUAGCUCCCGGCCCGCUGGUGGACUCACAGACUGUUACUACUCAUAUCAAACACUUCUGCACUUAGCUGGCUUCUUUAUUAUUUUAUUUUUCGGUCCAACGGUGCUGGAUUCUGAUACUUUAACCUCUGGUGUGGACACCUGCAGAACAGGCUCGUCUCAGGAUCUGGAGGACGUGGAGCCUGAACAAACGGUUUAUAAGAAUCUUAUUCUGAUGAAUGUGGAAAGAGAGGUUUUGUUUUUGUUUAAUGGUCUGUUCAGUUGAGGAUGUUGAGCUGUGUGGUGAAUUUGUGUUUCUGUGGUCGACUGCAUCCGGUUUUCGUUCCCUUAUUUGACCUUUUUUUUCCCCUUAACCUACUUUCUUUCAGUGUUUCAGUCUCCUUCAUGGACAGUUUUUAAUUAUAACCUGCUCUCACACGGAACCCUCUUUUGUCUUCUCUCUCCUU
Stegastes partitus (bicolor damselfish) is the source of this 2315-nucleotide messenger RNA. RefSeq names its product atlastin-2-like. Gene Ontology annotation, molecular function: GTPase activity; GTP binding. The record is from RefSeq and is a predicted model, not a curated record. The transcript has 15 exons. Bases 7 to 1875 code for a protein of 622 amino acids. Lineage: Eukaryota; Metazoa; Chordata; Actinopteri; Pomacentridae.